AUGCAGCUUCUUUUGAUCUUGGCUCUGUUGAGCCCAGUGGUUGAUCCUACACCAGGUAAAACUACAGAAGCUGCUUGUACAUUUCAGGGGAACUUUGAGCUGCCCGGAUUCCAUGCAGAUGGAGACAUUAUUAUUGGAGGACUGUUUCCCAUACAUACCCGGUUAGUGGUUCCUGAACUCAACUAUACCCACAAACCUGCAGCUUUAGGGUGCCAAGGUUUUAGCUCUAGAACAUUUCGUCAGGCCCAGACAAUGAGAUUUGCUAUUAAAGAAAUCAACGAGAAUCCAAGUCUUCUUCCAAAUAUUACUUUGGGAUAUAAGAUUUAUGAUUUAUGUGACACACAUGUGGCUGCAGUGCGAGCUGCUUUUUCAGUUCUUAAUGGAAUCAAAGAAGUCUCAAGUAUGAUGUGCUCUGGAGCCUCACCUGUGAAGGUCAUUAUUACAUCAUUUUCUGCUAUUGUGUCAAAUACACUGGAACCUUUUAAAAUCCCCUUGAUAAGUUAUGCCUCAACAUGUGCUUGCCUAAGCAACAGAAACAACUAUCCACAUUUUUUUCGAACUGUUCCGAGUGAUUAUUACCAGGUGAAAGCCAUCGUUCAGCUGGUAAAGCACUUUGGAUGGACCUGGGUUGGAGGAGUUUAUGAAGAUACUGGAUAUGGAAUAUUUGCAUUUGAACAGCUAAGUAAAGAAUUUAAAAAAACCGGAGUCUGUUUGGCCUACUGUGAAAUGAUUCCUAAAGUGUACAGCAGAAAAAGGAUUCUUGAAAUUUUAGACAUAAUGAAGAAGUCCUCUGCAAAGGUGGUCAUAUCAUUUGCUAAUCUAGGGCAGCUCUCCACCUUGCUGACAGACUAUGUAAAGCAGAAUAUCACAGGCAUUCAGUGGAUAGCCAGCGAAGCCUGGAUAACAGCUUCCGUGUUUUCAUCCAGAGAAUUCUACCCAUCACUAGGUGGUACAAUUGGAUUUGCCAUUCACAGGGGGGAGAUUCCUGGUUUAAAAGACUUCCUGCUUCAAGUUCAUCCAUCGUUGUACCCUGACAAUGCUCUAGUCAAGGACCUCUGGAGCACUAUAUUUGGAUGCACAUUUCAACCUUCAAACACCACUGACCAGUCUGUGAGACAGCUGCCUUUGUGUACUGGUGAAGAAUCUUUAGAAGAGAAGUACAGUGAAUACACAGAUGUAUCUAGUCUGAGAUUCUCUUAUAAUGUUUAUAAAGCAGUAUACGCUUUUGCUCAUUCGUUGCACAAUUUGUUAAACUGUGAGCCUGGCAAAGGACCAUUUGAUAAUUUCAAAUGUGCAGAUAUUUCAAACAUUGAACCUUUUCAGCUUCAGCAUUACAUUCAAGAAGUGUCAUUCACAAUGCUCGGAGAACAAAUCAACUUUGAUAACAAUGGAGACACACCUGCUUCCUAUGAUUUGAUAAACUGGCAGAGAGACACGGAUGGAACUAUUCGCUUUGUCACAGUGGGGCUUUACGAUGUAUCCAAAGGUGUGGGCAAAGAGCUUGUACCGAGUUCAGUGUGCACUGAAAGCUGCCCCCCUGGUACAAGGAAAGGGGUUCGUCGAGGAGAGCCUCUUUGUUGCUUUGACUGUCUACCAUGUGCUGAUGGCGAGAUUAGUAAUCAGACAGAUUCAAUAGAAUGCAUACAGUGCCCUAUGGAUUUCUGGUCGAAUGCUCAAAGAACUGAAUGCAUACCCAAAGAAAUUGAAUACCUUACAUAUGAUGAAAUGGGGGUCACAUUAACUGUGAUUGCCUUAUUUGGGGCCUGUCUUACAAUUGGUGUCCUUGCUGUGUUCCUUCAUUACAAAAACACUCCAAUAGUCCGUGUCAACAACUCUGAACUCAGCUUUUUCAUUCUGCUGUCUCUGGCACUGUGUUUCCUGUCUUCCAUUGCAUUCAUAGGUGAGCCAGCUAAUUGGUCUUGCAUGUUUAGGCACACUGUGUUUAGCAUCACUUUUUCACUGUGCAUAUCUUGUAUUCUUGGUAAAACAGUAGUGGUGCUGAUGGUCUUUAAAGCCACACAACCUGGCAGUAAUAUUAUGAAAUGGUUUGGACCCAUACAACAAAGAAUUAUGAUUUCCGCUUGCACUGCUGUUCAGAUUAUCUUCUGUGCUAUAUGGUUGAUUGUUAUACCCCCCUUCCCUUCAAAAAACACUAAAUAUCAAAGUUCAAAGAUUAUUUUGGAAUGUGAUGUUGGGUCUACCUUGGCAUUUUGGUGUGUAUUGGGCUACAUUGGGGUUUUGGCUUGUAUGUGCUUUGUCCUUGCAUUUUUAGCAAGGAAACUGCCAGGCAAUUUCAAUGAGGCCAAAUACAUUACAUUUAGUAUGCUCAUCUUUUGUGCUGUAUGGAUAGCCUUUAUACCCGCGUAUGUCAGUUCACCAGGAAAAUACACAGUUGCAGUUGAAAUAUUUGCUAUUCUUUCAUCGAGUUUUGGGCUACUUUUCUGCAUAUUUGCACCAAAAUGUUACAUCAUUUUACUGAAACCAGAGAAAAACACAAAACAAAACAUUAUGGGGAAGUAA
Polyodon spathula (Mississippi paddlefish) is the source of this 2520-nucleotide messenger RNA. Its product is annotated as extracellular calcium-sensing receptor-like. Gene Ontology annotation, cellular component: membrane. Gene Ontology annotation, biological process: G protein-coupled receptor signaling pathway. Gene Ontology annotation, molecular function: G protein-coupled receptor activity. The record is from RefSeq and is a predicted model, not a curated record. Lineage: Eukaryota; Metazoa; Chordata; Actinopteri; Acipenseriformes; Polyodontidae. Bases 1 to 2520 code for a protein of 839 amino acids. The transcript is spliced from 6 exons.